This is a messenger RNA of Coregonus clupeaformis (lake whitefish), 2953 nucleotides long. Its product is annotated as matrix metalloproteinase-14-like. Gene Ontology annotation, cellular component: extracellular matrix. Gene Ontology annotation, molecular function: metalloendopeptidase activity; zinc ion binding. The record is from RefSeq and is a predicted model, not a curated record. Gene Ontology annotation, biological process: skeletal system development; collagen catabolic process; zymogen activation. NCBI's taxonomy places the organism in Eukaryota, Metazoa, Chordata, Actinopteri, Salmoniformes, Salmonidae. The transcript is spliced from 10 exons. The coding region runs from base 500 to 2287 and encodes 595 amino acids.
UCUCAAACUACCACGUCUGCAGCUGUGUGAGAGAGGGUGAAGAGAGAGGAAUCAAAAUAUCCCGACACAUGGAAAAGUUAGGGGAAGAUACAAAGAAAUAGAUAAAACGGUGAGGACUGCGGACAAAGAGAAACAAGGUAGUCGAUUAUAGUUAGAGUGGAAACUGAGCCGUUAAAACGUCGGAUGCCAAAUAAUUGACGCACUUCUUACUUUAAUCAAGUUAAUCCUCAGUUUAUGUUGAUAAAUAAAUCUGUUUUUUCAUUAGAAGCUAACUGUGUUGAAGAUGUACAUUUUCGACCUAGGAUGCAAGUGAUAAUAAUAUUUUUGACACUUUAUUUAGCAUUUGGAAGCAUUUUUCCUUUAGGUGUAGUCUAGUUGUCUCUUGAAAUUUGUUGAAGGCAUUUUUCCAUAUAAUGUUUUGACAAAUAGCUUCUUGAAGAAUCAAGCAAAAGUCAUAGAGGGAAAAACAGGGCCUUUUUGAACGUGUCGUGGUCAAGGAAUGGCACUCUGGAUAGAGGCGUUUGCCCAACUGCUGUUUCUCGUGUUGGCAUGGGACCAGAGCGCACAAGGAGCGGCGCCACAAGAUGUAAAACCUGAGGUGUGGUUGCAGCAAUAUGGCUACCUGCCGCCAGUUGACCUGCGGACACAUGCUGCCCGCUCCCCUCACUCCAUCACCACGGCCAUCGCAGCCAUGCAGAGAUUCUAUGGCCUGACCAUCACCGGCUCUAUCGACACUAACACUGUAGAGGCGAUGAAGCGGCCUCGCUGUGGAGUUCCAGACAAGUUUGGCACUGUGCUGAAGAGCAACCUGAGAAAGAAGCGCUAUGCUAUCCAGGGCCUGAAAUGGGACAAGACCGAUCUCACCUACUGUAUACAGAACUACACCCCUAAGGUGGGGGAGUAUGAGACCUAUGAGGCUAUCAGGAAGGCCUUCAAGGUGUGGGAGAGAGUGACCCCUCUACGCUUCAGGGAGAUCCCCUACAGUCACAUACGGGACAAGGUGGUGGACAUGGCAGACAUCAUGCUCUUCUUUGGUGAGGGUUUCCAUGGCGACGCCAGUCCCUUCGAUGGCGAGGGGGGCUUCUUGGCACACGCCUACUUCCCCGGGAACGGCAUAGGGGGAGACACUCACUUUGACUCUGCAGAGCCCUGGACGGUCGGCAACAGUGAUCUGUCAGGCAAUGACGUGUUCCUGGUGUCGGUACAUGAGUUGGGUCAUGCUCUUGGUCUGGAGCACUCCAACGACCCCUCUGCCAUCAUGGCUCCAUUCUACCAGUGGAUGGACACCGAGAACUUCCAGCUGCCUGAAGAUGACCUCAGGGGGAUACAACAAAUCUAUGGGGGUAGAUCAGGUGGUGGCCCCCGCCUUCCUCCACCUACCCCACGCUCCCCUCACCACCCACCCAAACCCACUCACACCCCAUACAACCCUCGCUUUGGUCCUGACAUCUGUGAGGGACACUUUGACACCAUCGCCAUCCUCCGAGGAGAAAUGUUUGUGUUCAAGGAUAAGUGGUUCUGGAGAGUCCGUAAUAACGCGGUUCUGGAUGGAUACCCAAUGCCAAUAGGUCAUUUCUGGAGGGGCCUGCCAUCAAACAUCAAUGCUGCUUAUGAAAGGGAUGAUGGCAACUUCAUAUUUUUCAAAGGAGACAGGCACUGGGUUUUCAAGGAGUCUCUUCUGGAGGAUGGCUAUCCCAAGCCUCUGAAGGAGAUGGGCAGUGGUCUACCCAAAGACAAAAUAGACACCGCUCUCUUCUACACCCCAACCGGCAAGACAUACUUCUUCAGAGGACACAAGUACUAUCGAUACAAUGAGGACUCACGCUCUGUGGACCCUGAAUACCCCAAACCCAUCAGUGUGUGGCAGGGCGUCCCAGACAAUAUUAAAGCUGGCAUCAUGAGCAUAGACCAAGGACACACCUACUUCUACAAAGCCAAUAAGUAUUGGAAGUUCAACAACCAGAAGUUGCGUGUUGAGCCUGGAUACCCCAAGUCUGCUCUUAAGGACUGGAUGGGCUGUCCAGAGGAGGACCCCAAGACCGACGGAGGGAGAGGGGGUGGAGGACACGACCGGGAAGACAGAGAGGAGGAUAGAGAUGAGACGGAGGUGAUCAUCAUCGAGGAGGAGGGAGGAUCUGGCGUAGGGGCGGGCGUGGCGGCGGUGGUGGUGCCCCUCAUGCUGCUGGCGUGUGUGAUCCUCACUCUGGGGGCACUGCUGUUCUUCCGCAGGUACGGCACCCCACGCCGUCUCCUCUACUGCCAACGCUCACUACUGGACAAGGUGUAGAGGGGAGGAGAGGGAGGAGAGGGAGAGAGAAGGAAAGAUAGGAGGUUGAAGAGUUGAGAGGGACUGAAUAGAAGAGAAGAGAGUGAACAGAGGGACUUGCUAGUGGAGAUGAGGGAGAAAAAUGAGAGAACUAAAGGGAUCUGUAGACUAUGAGCGAAGGUUAGCCAGAGCAAGAUAUACUUGUUAGCUAUAGCUUAGAUAUUCCUACCGGUGCCAACUUAAAUAUGGAAGAGAUUCCUUUUGCUCUUUCACUCCCACUCUAGUCCUCUAUUUCUGUCCCCUCUUCUCUUCCCUCCUUUCUCUAGUUGUGUUUGUUGACGCCAGCUCAUCGCUGUUUGUUUAGCCUUUUUUAAUUUCAUUUUUUAGUUGUUGUCGUCAGUGUUUGUGUCCUGGUGAAUUUCAGCUUUAUUUGAACAUGAUUAUGUUCAGUGCCUCCAUCCAUCCAUUCCACCACCUAUUGUGGUAAAGAAUACAACCAGCAUCAUGUGAUGUUCUGCUCCAUGUUAGAAGAUGAUGCUAGAUUCUGUCAAAGCCUUUCACCCGUUAAGUGUUGCCUCAUAGACAGUAUCUCAGUUAUAUCACAUGAACUAUGAAUGGUCUGAAGAGAGAGGGGAUAUACACUGAGUAUACCAAACAUUAGGAACACCUUCCUAAUAUUAGGUUGCA